UCUGAUUCUGUCGCAGUGCCUCAGCAGAAGAAGAGAAGAGUGGGAAGCGGAACGAGAGGUUAGCUGUUCAGGGGUACGAGGAAGAAGAAGAGGAGGAGCAAGAGGAAUAGCAGAAAUGGCGGCGAGGUCAGCUCUGCUCAAGUACCUGAGGGUGAACGUCAACCCCAUCUCCCGUACCCUCAACCCUAGCAGCUCUGCCGGUCUGUCCUUCAACGUGUUCCGCCGUCUCUUCUCAGAGGAGGUCAGGGGCUCCUUCCUCGACAAGUCGGAGGUCACUGAUCGCGUCGUCUCCGUCGUCAAGAACUUCCAGAAAGUCGAUCCUUCCAAGGUUUCACCGAAUGCGCACUUUCAAAAUGAUCUCGGGCUGGACAGUUUAGAUACAGUGGAGAUCGUUAUGGCGCUCGAGGAAGAGUUCGGGUUUGAGAUCCCUGACAACGAAGCGGACAAGAUAAGCUCCAUAAAUAUGGCAGUAGACUUCAUCGCUUCCCACCCUCAGGCAAAAUGAGAGAUAAACCCGAGCAAUCAUUACUCUCUUUUCUUGAUUCCUAUGCUUUCUAGGGAUUUUGCCGUCAACUGGACCCUUUUAUCCGGGCAUGUUGUCAUCCUUGAUGCUUCACCGAAACUCUAUCCCUCGGCAUGAAGCUUCGCUUUUGUGUGUUCCUUAAACAGUCAUUGUUCGAUGAAGAUUAGUUUCAAGUAAAUGCGUUCUCCAAGUGUAGAACAUAUUCAUGGAAUGGGUGCCUCGUUCUUUUUCUGAUGUUCCUUCCAUUUGAAUAAAAAAAUAAUGCACUAUUAUUUCUUAGAUGACCA
Punica granatum (pomegranate) is the source of this 810-nucleotide messenger RNA. Lineage: Eukaryota; Viridiplantae; Streptophyta; Magnoliopsida; Myrtales; Lythraceae. The record is from RefSeq and is a predicted model, not a curated record.